UUGUUGACCGUUUGAUGUUCCUGUCAGUUAUUUAUGAUAAAUAAUAUCUGGUCCACAGGUUGCAGUUCCCCACGCAAUGCUUUUUAUUUAUAUGUAGGACUUGUCCUCGUCUUUAUGUUGCCGUAUUUAUCAAUGGAUCGGUUCAUGCUCGAAAUUUACUCUAAAGAAUUUGCAGAAUUUAGGAAACUAAUUUUCUUGAUAACGCAACGUUCUUCAUGAUAAAAUGCGCCUACAGUUUGCUCUUCUAUAAGGAAACAAGAAUAUUUUAUACUAUACUAUUAUGGCUAAUCAGUCGUACGUGUCUUGUAUUAAAAUCAAUGGUGUGCCCAUUCUUCCACCUUUGAUGACUGAUAAUAUUAGAGCAGAGAUGAACUACUACAAACAAUUAGCGUUAGCAGUGGAAGAAAAGUUGAAAAUAUUGCAAAAUACUAGGCCAAUUGCACCAUUAGAACAUGAACAAUCAGAAGAAAACAUUCAAGACAAAACAUCCAAGACAAUAUCCUGCGAAUCCACGACGUAUGAUUCGUUAAAUUCAGAAGUUGAAAGUCCGUCCUUUGACAGCACAACAAAUACGAAAAGUAUAAUUGAUAUCCCAACGAGAGAAAAGGAAUUACUCAUUAAGAGUAACUCUGAAGACAGACCUACUAAUGCAACAGAACUUGUAAUAGAAAAGAUGGUACAACAGCAAAAAUUUGUUUCAGAUGAUGAAAAUCAUUAUCAAACAGGAUCACAAUUAGGCCGUUGUGCGAGUGUCGAUACAACUACUGGUAGCACAGAUUUAAAUCAAUAUCUAAAUGAAUCGACAUCGACUAGGUCCACUACAUCUGAAACUACUCCAGAAACUUGGAAACCUCAAGUGCCUAAAACAUUGGACAUUGUUCCAAUUGUUGUAGACUGCCCUAUUUUGGAGUCAAAUGGAAAUCAAUCAGACUGUAGCAAAAAACUAACGCUGGGAAAGUGUGGUCCUAUUGAUGAAACACCAAAGUUAAUACGUCAAGGAUCAUAUGUAUUAGAAACACCGAGUCCAGUACUUCUGGCUCACAUGCAAUCAGAAUUGGUUGACUCAAAUUAUGUACCCUCCACCACAAUUGGAGCCGGGACAAAAAGAAAAGAAUGGAACAUCACUCAAGCAAAGACUGAUUGGGAGCUUAGGAACAAAGAACUUGUCAUGCCACGGACUAACAGGGCUAUGUCUGAAUCUAGUUCAAGAAGAAGUAUAGGGUCAUCCAAUGGUCACAGAGGAUACAAAUCAAUGACUUACUCGAGAAAGGUAUCAUUAGGAUCUCGUCAUAAUGCAAAAUCCGUGGACUGUUUACAAGCUAUACUUGCUAAGGAGUGUGUUUCCAGACAUGCUAAUAAUAGAGAGUAUAGUCAUAAUGAGAGAUGUGAUUCAAAUGCGAAUAGUUUUCCAAAAUGUUAUGGAAUGCCAAGGUGGAAAAGCAACAGGAAUGUGUCGAUAUUAAACCUAGCAAAUAAAUUAGGAGGAUCGCUAGGUAGUCUUGACAAUGUUGGAACUCAAAAUUAUAGGUGCAUCGAGAGUAGGAAUGGUGAUGGUAUUUCUCCCAAUGGGAAUCUCGUUUGGGACGAACCAAAGAAUGUACAACAAAUCUCACAGCAAGCACAAAAACCAGCGAUGUCCGAAAAAAUUCUUAAAGUCUUCCGGGAGAUUCGUGGCACUCACGAGAGUCAAAUGAUGGAGCUUAUGGCCCGACAACGAAAGGAACAAAGUAAUAUGCAAUUGGAAUUUGAGAAGCAACAAAUAUUACUGCUGGAUCGAAUUAAAAAAACUUUUCCAGAAAUUUCUAUAGCUGCAUUGGUAGAUAGUAUCACAGAUGAUAUUAUAAAGAAGUCUACUCCUUCAAAUGGAAAGACUUCUGUUGGUAUUAGCCCAAAUGAUUUACCAAGUCAGAUUGAACCAUCUAACGAUUCACUGCCAAAUUCGAGAAUUUCAAGUGAGCCAUGGUGCCUAAAUCCCAAUGACCGUUCUGACUUGAAGUGUCCGUUAAAUUAUAUUUAUCCAGUGUGCAGUCCCAAUCGAAUAGAAGCAUGUAAAAGUGUCAGUGAUUACAACAUUCGGAGCUGUGAAAGAGAAACUGCCAUAUCUGUGAAUGAGCCAACGAAACAGACGGUUCAACGAUACGACUCAGACGUUACUGCAAUAGAAACGAAGAAAAUUUGUACAACGGAUCGUAGGCAGUCUAGCGUAAGCAGACAAUUAUUUCCUUUAGACUGUAGGACGAUGCAUGUUCCUGUGCUGGACAAUUCCCUGUAUUCCAACAAACACAUACAUGCAGCUACUAUAAUAAAUGCUUACGCUAGAGGGUACUUGGUGCGCAGAAUGAUGAAGACUGAAAAAGUUGUAACAUUGAAGAAUACUUUCCGAGAAACUCUACACUUUAUGUUGAGACUUCAUGUGGAUGCGCCUCUUAACUUGCCUGAAUAUAAUUUCCUUAAACGAUUGAAAUUGCAAUGUGAUGCAGUCUCAAUGAAUAUAGCUGAAUUAUUCAGCCAGAACUCUAUGGAAAGAAUGCAAAUUAUAGCCCAAGAUCGUGAAAUCAAGAAGUCUCGUGCAGAGCGCCCCAGUUCAGCCAGAUCUUAUUCCUUCGCCACUCAACGGACUCUUGCACGGAAGAAACUGAAGGAAAUGGGACAAAGUCAAACAUCGAAUUGCAGUAGAUCGAGCACCAUGAGGACCAGAUGUCAAACGUGGACUUCAAACAUAAAGGAAAAACGCUCACCAAGUAUUUUGUAUCAGGGCAUAAAACGCAGUACCAGUGCGGGAACUGUUCGUAAGCCAUGGCGAUAAAAUGAUGAAUACAUUUGUCAGUGCCUUCGUAUUUUAAUCUAAGUCAGUCGUUUGUACAAAUUUUGACACAUGCGUACUCCCACCUAGUGCCUAAAACAUCGGGUUCUUUUGAGGCUUUAUUUAAAAAAUAUUUAACAUUAUUUAUUCCAAAAUGCAUGAAUGCAUCGCUGUGAUACGUACAUUUACAUUCUUUGAUAUAAUUAUAUUUAAGUUUUAUUGUUCAAUAUGAAUAUGCAGCGUCGAAAA
Messenger RNA from Orussus abietinus, 3052 nucleotides. RefSeq lists its product as uncharacterized. Gene Ontology annotation, molecular function: protein binding. Lineage: Eukaryota; Metazoa; Arthropoda; Insecta; Hymenoptera; Orussidae. Gene Ontology annotation, cellular component: centriole. Bases 281 to 2806 code for a protein of 841 amino acids. The record is from RefSeq and is a predicted model, not a curated record. Gene Ontology annotation, biological process: regulation of cytokinesis; centriole replication; centrosome duplication. The transcript is spliced from 7 exons.